This is a messenger RNA of Staurois parvus, 308 nucleotides long. Lineage: Eukaryota; Metazoa; Chordata; Amphibia; Anura; Ranidae. The record is from the annotation of a GenBank genome assembly.
AUGGGUCACUCUCGGGAGCUCAGUGAAUUCAAGUGCGGUACCAUGAUAGGUUGCCACCUGUGCAACCGUGACAUUUCCUUGCUACUAAAUAUUCCACGGUGAAAUGUUAAUGGUGUUAUAAAAAAAAGUGGAAGCAACUGGGAAGAACAGUGACACGAAGUGAUAGGCCACAUAAAAUGACAGAGUGGGGUCAGCACAUGCUGAAGGGUUGGGCUUGGCCCCUUAGUUUCAGUAAAGAGAACUCUUUAGCAUACCAAGACAUUUUGGACAAUUUCAUGCUCCUAGCUUUGUGGGUAGAGUUUGGGGAU